AUGUGUCCACCGGUAGAGGUCGUCCCACGAGUCUAUAUACGCGUGAGCACAUUUAGCAUAGCUAUGAGUGGACCGCAUAGACCCGUAGGCUGUCACCGAUAUCAACGAGAUAUACCCGAUAUCUUUGAUAGACAUGACGACGAUGUCGUGACCUUUGACGAGGACCUACUAGCCCCCGAGGACUGUCGGCUAACAGCCAUAAUAGACUUUGCAAACAAUUGGCUAUUGAAGCGGGAGGUAUGGGAUGUCAUAUCGUGCGAGACUGUAGGCGCCAUAAUAAGGGUUAAGUUCUCAAAGGGCGGGACAGUUACCUACAAAAAACUACUGACCACUUACUCUAUCAACGAUGAAGGCAUACUG
Oppiella nova is the source of this 360-nucleotide messenger RNA. NCBI's taxonomy places the organism in Eukaryota, Metazoa, Arthropoda, Arachnida, Sarcoptiformes, Oppiidae. The record is from the annotation of a GenBank genome assembly.